Messenger RNA from Aureobasidium subglaciale EXF-2481, 927 nucleotides. RefSeq lists its product as uncharacterized. Lineage: Eukaryota; Fungi; Ascomycota; Dothideomycetes; Dothideales; Saccotheciaceae. Gene Ontology annotation, molecular function: hydroxyacylglutathione hydrolase activity. The coding region runs from base 1 to 927 and encodes 308 amino acids. The record is from RefSeq and is a predicted model, not a curated record. The transcript has 9 exons.
AUGAGUCUGUUCACGUUAGCCAGACAAACAAUCAGCAAGUCUCUUUUCAAACCUGCACUUGUUUGUGUUUUUGUUUCCUGUGUUUGGUUCUACCUUCGAUUGACCCCGCCUCAGCCUAUCACAUCUCGAGCUAUGCAUAUUCAGUCGAUUCCUAUGUGGGAGGGUAGCGGUAACAACUACGCCUACCUUGUUGUCGACGACAAGUCCAAGGAUGCUGUGAUCAUCGACCCCGCAAACCCAUCGGAAGUACUGCCUGUGCUCAAGAAGCAAGUAGACAGCGGUGCUAUCAACCUCAAGCACAUCAUCAACACUCACCACCAUCACGACCACGCCGGCGGUAACGUCGAAAUGCUCAAGACAUAUCCCCUCCCCAUCAUCGGAGGAAGAGAUUGCAGCAGAGUAAACAAGGUACCUGCACACGGCGAGACCUUCAACAUCGGUGACAUCAAGGUCAAGGCAUUCCAUACUCCUUGCCACACCCAGGACAGUGUCUGUUUCUUGUUUGAGGAUGGCGACGACAAGGCUGUCUUCACCGGCGACACUCUUUUCAUCGGCGGUUGCGGCCGCUUCUUCGAGGGCAAUGCCGAGGAGAUGCACAAGGCUUUGAACAAGACCCUUGCUGCUCUUCCCGAUGACACCAAGGUCUACCCUGGUCACGAGUACACAAAGGCCAAUGUCAAGUUCGGCAUCAAAGUCCUACAAAGCGAGCCCGUCAAGAAGCUCGAGGCUUUCGCCAACGCCAAUAAGCAGACCCAAGGAAAAUUCACCAUUGGUGAUGAAAAGGUGCACUCAGAGGCUGAUUCAUGUACCACACAGCUUCACAACGUUUUCAUGAGACUUGAUGACCCUGUUGUUCAGAAGGCCACUGGCAAGACUAACCCCGUUGAUGUCAUGGCCGCUUUGAGAGAGAUGAAGAACAACUCUUAG